AUGUCUAAAUGCGACAAUUGUGAUAAGUCCAUAACAAAAAAGUCACCUAGGCUUGAGUGCAACAAAUGUGGAAAAAGAGUACACGCCAAUCAAUUAUACACAGGCUUAUCUUCGAAGCAGCUAUCAGCUCUGCGCAAUGCUGAAAACCUGGAGUGGACAUGUGAGGAUAGUCGUAACGAAUCGCCUCAUCGUAAGUCUUUCAUAAUUCCGGAGGACGAUGACGAUGAUACUGAUGGGAUUCAGCUGGGUGAAAGCGGUUCGACAGCGAUAAGUAAAUUACUUCGUGAUAUCUCACUUGAGGUAAAGAAAGCAGUGAAGAUGGAACUGGCUUCUGUGAACGAAUCGUUAAGCUCAUGGUGUAUAACAAUGGAUACUAUAAAUGCUACACUGGAAAUCCUAACUGAGAAAGUGAAAGACUUGGAGAAGAAAAACAUGUACUUGACAAAUCAAAAUACCCACUUGGAAUUAAAAGUUAAUGCUAUGGAACAACAAAUCAGAAAUAUGGAACAAAAACAGUUGGAUAAUGUACUGGAAAUAACAGGAAUUCCCGAAGAUAAGGACGAGAACUUGGAAAAACUUUCAAGUAAACUAGCCUCGAAACUAAACGUAGAGAAACGUCAAGCGUCAAUGGUGAAAAGACUGAAAGGCAGGGACGGUAAAGAAGGUGUGAUCCAGGUAGACGAUGAUGACAACAAGAGGAACAGGUCGACCAGUGGAUCCGCGCUGCACGAACGGAAACAAUUGCUUUGGAAGAUAUAA
Messenger RNA from Parnassius apollo (apollo), 759 nucleotides. NCBI's taxonomy places the organism in Eukaryota, Metazoa, Arthropoda, Insecta, Lepidoptera, Papilionidae. The record is from the annotation of a GenBank genome assembly.